Protopolystoma xenopodis is the source of this 471-nucleotide messenger RNA. The record is from the annotation of a GenBank genome assembly. NCBI's taxonomy places the organism in Eukaryota, Metazoa, Platyhelminthes, Monogenea, Polystomatidea, Polystomatidae.
AUGGAUUUAUGCACCCGCCUGCUAGACUCCACUGCUUCGGUCGCAGCUUCUGACCUAGAACAACCGACUUGGUUCCGACGUACAUUGCAGGUAAAGCAGGCUCCAGUCUCUAAACCGAUGAGCUCCAAUCCUUCGGGUGGCCUCUACGUGUCUGGACAGACGUCAGCUAGUGGCAGCCUUGUGAUUGGCCAGGACUUAUUGACCUCAAUGGAUGCUUCUGUAGUAUCCACAUCACUUCCCGCCUCUUCACCUGCCUGCGCCUCCCACAACCCUGUCUCCUUUUCUAUCUCCUCUACUCCUUGGCCCUCAGAUUCAAUGACGCCAAAUGGGUCCUUGGCGGCCUGCCCAGAUUCUACCAUUACCAGUUCAGAGCUCGCUCACUCGUCAAGUUCUGGCAUCUUCUCAGCCUCUCCUGGUACUCAGUGUUACACGGGUGAUUGGCAACACUAUGUCAUGUUUUUGUAUCAAUAA